GCAGCCGCUGCCCCGCGCCCUUCCCGCCCGGCCGGGCCGCCGCUCGCCCCUCCCCGGAAGGGCGGCCCCGUCGCGGCCGGCGCGGAGCCGGCAUGGAGCGGGCCGAGGCCUACGGCUUCUCGGGCGCCAUGAGCGGCGCCUUCCUGCUGUCGUGCCUGCUCUUCGCGGCCGUCAGCCGCCGGCAGCGCGGGCCCUACAUGGACGAGGUGUUCCACGUCCCGCAGGCGCAGGCCUAUUGCCAGGGCCGCUUCCUGCAGUGGGACCCCAUGAUCACCACGCUGCCCGGCCUGUACCUGCUCUCCGUGGGGGUGGUGAAGCCCGCGGCGUGGCUCCUCGGGUGGACCGGGAGCGUCGUGUGCUCUGUGGGAAUGCUCAGGUUUAUCAAUCUCCUCUUCAGUGCUGGGAACUUCUAUUUACUGUAUUUGCUGCUGUUCAAGAUCCAUCAGAAGAAUAAGGCUGUGUCUGGUUUCCAGAGAAUCUUGUCGGCAUUAACUCUUGCAAUGUUUCCCACCCUUUAUUUUUUUACAUUCCUAUAUUAUACAGAUCCAGGGUCAGUAUUUUUUACUCUCUUUUCCUAUUUAAUGUGCCUUUAUGGUAACCACAAAACUUCUGCUCUCCUUGGAUUUUGUGGCUUCAUGUUUCGUCAGACGAAUAUUGUGUGGACAGUUUUUUGUGCUGGAAAUGUUGUUGCUGAGAAGCUAAAUGAAGCCUGGAAGAUUGAGUUGCAGAAAAAGAAAGAUGAAAAGAUUUCUUCCAGGAAAGGAUCAUUUUCAGAUUUGGCCAGAAUACUGCAGUUUCUUGUUAAAUAUCUCUUGUCACCUAAAAACUUAGUUACACUUACUGCUUUAACUUGGCCAUACAUCAUAUUAGUAUCUCUCUUCUUUGUUUUUGUUUUCAUCAAUGGUGGAAUAGUUGUUGGUGAUAGAAGUAGUCAUGAAGCUUGUUUGCACUUUCCUCAGCUGUUCUAUUUUCUGUGCUUUACUGUUUUCUUUUCAUUCCCUCAUUUAUUGACCCCUACUAAAAUCAGGAAAUUCCUUUUGUCGGUGCGAAAGCACCCUGUGCAGUAUGGCUUAAUCACUGUCAUCUCUUUAUUCCUGAUCUGGAAAUUCACCUAUAUCCAUAAGUAUUUACUAGCAGAUAACAGACAUUACACGUUUUAUGUCUGGAGAAAAGUGUUCCAAAGACACGAGCUUGUAAAAUACCUGUUAGUUCCAUUCUAUAUAUUUGCUGGCUGGAGUUUCACCGAUACAUUAAAAUCAAAAUCGAUAUUCUGGAUCUUAAUGUAUUUUGUAUGUUUAUUAGCAGUCACAGUUCCUCAAAAAUUGCUAGAAUUUCGUUACUUUAUUUUGCCAUUCUUGAUAUAUAGGCUCAAUAUUCCAUUUCUGUCUCUAUAUAGACAACUUCUGGAGCUGGCUUUUUAUAUUUUAGUAAAUGCUGUAACUUUUUAUCUUUUUCUAAACAGAACAUUCCAAUGGGAAAAUAGUGAUGAAGUACAGAGGUUUAUGUGGUAACUUUUUUUUUUUUUUUUUUUUUUUAAUACUUUUAUACCUGUAGGAAAACACAGUUCUGUUUCAGGACUGGACUCUGGAAUGAAACAAUGUUUUGCAUCAUGUAAGGAUUGUCUUCCCUAUUUGGAAUUGGGAAGUAAGCACUUUGCUUAUAUUGUUACAACCACAUGCAAGUCUGUUAUGAUGUGAAGAUGCUCCAUAUAUUGAAUUGUUGAGAAUUUUGAAAUUCAGUAUGAGGGAAAAUGUGAGAACACUUUCUGCAAUUAAUGUAAAAUAAGGGAGAUGUUUACUGUCAUUUUUCAUGACAAUAAAAUAUUAUAUAACAUGCCGUUGAAGGUAUAACAGUUUAUAAGUAUGUUGCAGAGAUUUCUCUUUUACAAAUGAAGAAUUUCAACCUGUUCAACCUUUUUCUUUAUUUAUGUGUGUGCAUAUUUAUUCCUCAGAUCAGACCGUUUCCUUCUAGGUUUAGUAGUGGUCAAAGUAUAAACCACUACUAAAGCACAAUGUUUUCAGCCUCCUACAUCUCACUGAAUUUUUAUUACUUUUUUGUCAAUAAAUGCUUACAUUAGUUUUGUAUGCAGAAUGUAGGCUCUUAAAUCAUUAGAGCAUUUUGAACACUAUUUCAAACUGCUGUUUGGAAAACGCAGCAGAUGCAAUGUGUGUGCACCUUCUUUGGAGGAAUAAAUGGCACUUGAUAAUGUGACCUGUUAGAAGGGGAGUAGUUUACAGAUGUCAGACUGCAACAUGCAGUGGAUUGCAGCCCUCUUAAAUAAUUGAGCUUUUAUGUCCUGGGGUUCUGUGCUCACGGGUUUGUGCUGAAAUCGGCUCUGAGUGCAUUCCUGAGUUGAGUGUUUCAAAGAUCUUUGGUGUGUAAUCUUCAAGAAGUAGUAAUGGCAUUAUUGAACGAUUCUUUUAAGUAUUUUUCAUGUUUAAUGGAACUUCAGUGUAUGUGUAUUGUUUGUCAAAGGUAAAAUGCAAUGUGUGUAUAUAUAUAUAUGUGUGUGUGUAUAUAUAUUUAAAAGCAUCUAGUGUGCAUUAUCAUCAGAGUAAAUGAAGGCUGUAAUGGUUCUUGUCAGUAAAUCAUUGUUUUAAGUCUCAAAAGUGUUUGUUUGCUAAAGUAUGGGGCAGAGGAGAGUGGUGUCAAAAACUUCAGGUACUGUGUAGCUUGGAGCCAUGUCCUGGCUCCAGUUCCUUCCUGGUACUAACACUGUGAUGGGUGUGGUGAGUUCAGAUUCUGAUUAACGCCUUUGCAACCCUGUUUCUCCUAAGGAGACCCUCAAGCCACUCCUCACUAAGUGUGUUUAUAUUGAAUUUAAGAUAUUUGCCAGGUCUCUUUUUGCUCCUUGGCCAUUUGCCAGCCUGGUAACUUGUUGUCAAUGUGUAUGAAAGGGAAAGCCAUUUUCAGUCAGUCCCUAUUUGCUUCUUCAAGUUGAAGGGACAAGAGAAACCCAAAAUCGAUUGCUUUUGAAGAAUCCAGCGUGGUUCUGGCUGAGUCCAGGAUGUUGUGUUGUGAUUUCAGUAUCACAGACUUGAGAGGGGAAAUCUUGUGGGCCUUCUGCUUCCAAUUUUGUUUUUGUAUGCCAUACCAAUAAAAUUGUAAGAUAAAGAGCA
This is a messenger RNA of Prinia subflava (tawny-flanked prinia), 3119 nucleotides long. RefSeq names its product ALG10 alpha-1,2-glucosyltransferase (gene ALG10). Gene Ontology annotation, biological process: dolichol-linked oligosaccharide biosynthetic process; protein N-linked glycosylation. The coding region runs from base 93 to 1511 and encodes 472 amino acids. The transcript has 3 exons. Gene Ontology annotation, cellular component: endoplasmic reticulum. Gene Ontology annotation, molecular function: dolichyl pyrophosphate Glc2Man9GlcNAc2 alpha-1,2-glucosyltransferase activity. NCBI's taxonomy places the organism in Eukaryota, Metazoa, Chordata, Aves, Passeriformes, Cisticolidae. The record is from RefSeq and is a predicted model, not a curated record.